AUGCCCCCCAACCCCCGUUCUGGAGCUUCCACUAACGACCACGCGCACCAUGAUCGGGACACCGUGAUAACGGAUGAAGCCCUUGAUCAUCAGAGUGCCGUGGGAAUUCAUAAAGGAGCUAGGGAGAAAUCCCAGCUUCGCCAAGGUCCCGAGGCAGAGGAGAAACCUCCGUCGCUUCGCGAGGGCCUUGAUGAACAAAGCCGGACUAAGUCCGCCGAGAUUGGGGAGAAAUCUUCAUCUCGUCAGGGUUAUCAGAGGUUAAUGUCCUCCAGAGUUAAGGAGAAAUCUUCGCUCUGUCCAAGCCCUAAAACCACCGCAGCUGGGGGUAAAACUCGGCGCGGCAAGAAAGAUAAGAGGGCGAACGUGCCAUCUAACCAGCGCAGUAUCCUCAGUUACAUGAGGCCUGCUGAAGAAGCCGGUGAAACAUCCGAGCCUCUACAAACCGGUUGUAUUACAGCCGGAAAACGCCCUGCUCCGACUGAAGCUGUAGCUGAAAAUGCCAGCGAUUCGAAGAGGGCUAAACUAAUCAAGCAAGAGCCAGUCGUGUCUGUGAAGACCGAGGAAGAGCUUGAAGAUAUCCUCGACGACAUCAAAGAAGAACAAGAAGAAGUCCCCUUCAACCCGGAGGACUACGCCGAUGCUAUCCUCAUUGAGGACGAUGAGUAUCCCGAUGAAUUGAAGCAUGAGGAUGCUGCCGGGUACGAUGUCGAAGAGGAUAGCCUGCCAGAACAUGUUUAUCAGGAGGCGGGCUAUCUUGAAGAAGAGGGAUUUAUCUCGGACGAGGAUCGGUAUCGGCUUGCCGGUAUCGCGGACGAAGAUCAUGAGGCUCUCCGAGAGAGCUUCGACAAAAGCAUGCACAGGGUUAUCAGGUACCUGUUUAACUAUGCUAAAUACACACCUUUCAAAGAGCUUAAAGGUGGCAAAUCCUGGAUCGCACCGGCCAUGUACCAGUGGCUGCAGAGAGCAGACUCUGAGGUUGUAUAUCGCCUAUAUCAGGCGAUCAUCCCUGAGUCUACCCGCACCAUCCUGGGCCACGAUAAACUGAUCGGCAAGCACAUCCUUGCUCUUCCGAAGGUGAGCCCCUCGCGUAGGGACAGGGGUGUGUAUCUGGAUCUUGUCACUAGUCCCGGCGAAGACGGAGGACUCUAUACCGGGUCAACUAAAAUUUCUUUCGUCGUGCGGAUUCCGGCGCAUCAACGUGCGAUCCAAGGAGGUGAGUCUGGUGCACACUAUACAUACAUCCGAGAGAAGGCAGACAGAAAGCCCCAUUUUCGCGUGGUUGCUGUUUUCCCUCGACGUGUGCCAGAGCUUGGGAUCGAAAGUGCAGAUAGUGUGUGGCUAAUCCGCUUUCUCGAGACGGUUAUCAUGAUCGUGCUCGAUACGUUCACACCAGGUUCCCGACCCAUUUUCUCAGUACCCCAAGACCGACUCGACCACAUGAGGUCCGAAUGUGGUCUCAGAGAUACGGGCUUUCAGCCCCUGAACCGUGCUUUGCCGACAAAGCAGCCGAUUGACUCGGUUCGUUCCAAAGCACAACGCAAAUGUCCCACCUGCGGUGAUGACAAGCCCUCUAAUUGGUGUUUAGAUUAUAACCCUUCGACAUGGGUAGCCAUCUACCUUUGCAGCGCGUGUUUUCAAUGGAAGAGAACACACGGCACUGACAGGCCUGCCUCCCUUUAUAACAGGCUACCUCAACCGACAUCUGGGCCAUGCAGCAACCCAAACUGUGGUGCUACAGAAACCACACGUAAAUGGUACCGCGAUCCUAAUGACAAGGAUCGCGUUCUAUGUGAUGCUUGUCACACAUACCAGACCCUCAAUUCUGGCAAAAUUGCCCUAAAGCUGGCCCAGGCAUCAUAUGGCUUCGAGCACAUGAUCAACCCGGAUUACUGUACAGGUGCCAAGUCUGUUACAACAGGUAUGAAAGGAGCUUACCAAAAACCCAAGAUCAUUCUCGACAAUGCGUCAGUUGUGGUGAAUCAGAUCCUAAAGACUGGCACGGAAUAUCGUCAAUGUGUGGAUCCUGCCAUCAUAAUGAUCAACAAUGUCGUCAAGAACGGGAGCGUUCAAAUUGCUGGAACUGCCUCGAGCUAUGGAAGAAGGAAAAGAAAUUCAAGCGCUGGUCUUAUUCCCUUCGCGAGUGGCUAUGCCAUAAGUGUCAUUUAGGCCUGCAAACGGGAUACCUUCGCAUGGCCGCCCACCACCUCGAAAACCUCGAUAUCAGAUGUGAGUUGUGCCGUACUAAGUACGCCAAGGCUUGGUAUCCAGGAUGCAAAUCGACAAACUUGCUCGUGUGCCGACGCUGUGGAGAUAGGAACGGCAGAGGUCGAACCGAUUUUGGCGAUCGUUCCGAAAGCGAACGCGGC
Molecule: messenger RNA, 2366 nt
Organism: Aspergillus pseudotamarii
Lineage: Eukaryota; Fungi; Ascomycota; Eurotiomycetes; Eurotiales; Aspergillaceae
Exons: 2
Coding region: 1-2166 (721 amino acids)
Biological process (GO): regulation of DNA-templated transcription
Molecular function (GO): zinc ion binding; sequence-specific DNA binding
Source: RefSeq, a predicted model, not a curated record